Messenger RNA from Podarcis lilfordi (Lilford's wall lizard), 28671 nucleotides. Lineage: Eukaryota; Metazoa; Chordata; Lepidosauria; Squamata; Lacertidae. The record is from the annotation of a GenBank genome assembly.
GGCUCUUGCCAGGAGCGCUUUCACUGCCACAUUUUUAUUUGCGCACAAAGAGGAGACGGGACCACUCAGCCAGCUCCGCCACCCCCGCGAAGAUAAGCCGCCUUACGACACCCCCCUCUAGCCCCCCCCCUCAGGAAUAGCCCCUGCACUCCCCACCCCCAACCUCCCUUGCCCAGGAUCGAAAGGACUCGCUGGAGAUUCGCGAGGAGCCGGAGAAACCGCGAACACGAGCUUCGCUCUUUCUUCUUCUUGGAGAUCUCCGAAGGGGCGGGCAGGGAAGGCGCGGAGAUGAGUUUUGCCAGACGCUGAGAGGGGAGCGCAGCCGCCUGGGGAGUUCCGGGCAAUUUCCGUCCUCCUCCUCCUCCUCCUCCUCCUCCUCCUCCUCCAGCUCUCCCCUUUUUCUCGGUUGCUUUCUUAGGACUUGCCUUCGGACUGCCUGGGCAUUGGGAGAGAGGGGAGCGGGGAAGAGGAAACUUCGUACAGUAUCUGUCUGGUCUUCGCUCUCCUCGGAUACUUCAAACGCCGUCGCGGAAACCGCAGGCGCUUCUGGUCUCGAUUAGACGACGGUCCUUCUCUGCCUUCGCCAGCGCUUUUUUCCAGCUGCUGAGAAAACCCCCUUCCUGGAUUUGCAAGCCCCUGGGGGAGCCUCUGACGGACCCAUCGCUUGUUGCAGCCAGGACGGAGCCCCUUGAUUUACACCCGUCACCCCAGUUACCCCAAAACCUCAAAUCUCUUCCUUUCUCUGUCUCCCCGCGCGCCUUUUCUUCUCCCUUCCUCCCAACCUCUGAGCUCCCCUCCUUUCCAGUCCCCUCUUAAAUAGCAGCCCCCCUCCAGCCAGCCCUUCCCACCAGCAAAGUGACCUACUUGACCUGUUCCCCCCCCCCAUUUAAAAAAGUCAUUGCCUUCAGUUGCCCCCCUUCUUCCAGAGGAGCAAUCUGUUUCCCCAUAUCCUCUGACGUGGCAGAAGAUAGCCCCCAUAUAGAAGAGGGCCCCCCAGCAAACUCCACCCCACCUCAAACCCCACCUCCAGCUCCUGCCACAGGUGAGAAGAGAAACCUGAGGGUUCCCCUACACCUCCCCAAUACACCUCCCCUCGCCCUAAAACACCACCUGCAAGGAUGGGAGCUAUCUGCCCACUGGCACUGGCACUUUGCCUUCUGGUGGGGCUUCUGUGCCCCUUCAACCCUGCCCAGGUGGAGGCGCAGUCGGUGUUGACCGACCAUGAAAUCGAGGAGUUCUUGAAAGGCUUCCUGGGGGAGGUUGAGGAGGAAGACACAGAAGGUCGGGAGGCUGAGAAAGUGGCCUUGGGCGAGGAGCUUCCCGAAAACCAAGGAAGGCUGGACCCUGCAGAAAGGGGCAAAGCCCCCACAGAACUGGAAGAAGGUGAGCGAGAUCAUCUAUUGUGGGAUGGGUGGGUUCCCCAGGGAAGAGCCAUAGCUCAGCAGAAGGACGUGUUCUCUUCCAUUCAGAAGGCCCCAGGCUUGAUCCUGAGCAUCUCAAGUUAAAAGAAUUUCAGGUGGCAGGUGACGGGAAAGAGAUUCUGCUUGAGACCCCAGAAAGCUGCUGGGAGGGGCUGUGUAUCAAUGGUAGAGCAUCUGCUUGCAUGCAGAAAGUGUCAGGUUCAUUCUCCACCAUCUCUAGGUAGGACUGGGAGAGGACCACCCCCCCAGCCUAAAAACGCUGGAGACCUGCUGCCAGUCAGUGUCUUCUUCUUUGGCGAUCACUCGUAGCCGAGUAAGAUUGUCUUCCAUGAACACGGUUUUAACAGUGAGUCCGUAAAGAUGUUGAAGCAUCACUGGUGAUCUUUGCUUCUUCCAGUGUAGAGACCUGAGCAAGAGGGACCAUUGGUCUGACUUGGUAUGAGGCAGCUUUGUAUAGCCAUUACAAUGUGCUUCUAGGAAAUGGUGCAGUAGUUUAAGACUCAGGACUUAACAAUUUGGCAGGGCAUGCUCUCUUUAGAAAGCAAUGUGUCUUACUUCAGUUACAUGUGGUAGGCCAGCUCUGCCUACCUUUUUUGUGUGCCUACUCUGUGUAGGGAUGCGGAUGGCACUGUGGUCUAAACCACAGAGCCUAGGGCUUGCCAAUUGGAAGGUCGGCGGUUCGAAUCCCUGUGACGGGGUGAGCUCCCGUUGCUUGGUCCCAGCCCCUGCCCACCUAGCAGUUUGAAAGCUCAUCAAAGUGCAAGUAGAUAAAUAGGUACCACUCCGGCGGGAAGGUAAACGGCGUUUCCGUGUGCUGCUCUGGUUCUCCAGAAGUGGCUUAGUCAUGCUGGCCACAUGACCCAGAAGCUGUCUGCGGACAAACGCCGGCUCCCUUGGCCUGCAAAGCGAGAUGAGCGCCGCAACCCCAGAGUCGUCUGGACUGGACUUAAUGGUCAGGGGUCUCUUUACCUUUACCUUUACUCUGUGUACAUCAAGUGCUUGGAGGGGGAAAGAGCUCACUUGCUGGGUGAGAAGAGAAAACAUUGGUUUAUCUAGCUCAGUAUUGUCCACACACUGACUGGGAGAGGUUUUCUGGGGUUUCAGAAGGGGAGCAUUUCCAGCCCUACCUGGAGAUGCCAGGAAUUGAACUUGGGACUUUCUGCAUGCAAAGCAGAUGCUCUAAGACUGAGCAUUGGCCCUUCCUUUCUUUUAGGAAUUGUGAUGUGUGGUUCACCCACAGUGAAGCAGACUAGCUUUGUUGGUCUGCCACAGCAGAAACAACAAGGAGUUUUGUGGCAUCUUCAAGGCUUAACAGAAUAAUUUUUAGUAAAUGGUUCCACCAUUAAGAAUCUACUUCAUCAGUGUUAAAUUAUUAUUAUUAUUAUUUCGAAGCGUGUGGUGGGGCAUACUUCUAAGGAUCCCAGACACAAAGCCAAAGUGAACACACAUACCAGUUUGAAAGAAAAUCUGCAGUAUUAAAGCUACCCAUAUUAUCUGUAAGCCUUGAGAUAGAUUUUUAAAUAUUUGGAAAAUAGCACUGCAGUGGGAGGAAGGCCCAAGAUUUUCCCCCACUAUUCAUUAUUGUUAUUGCCUGCUAUUUGUGCAAAGGCUUUUGACCAAGGAUGUGUGCAUGUGUUUAUCAGUUCCUCAACACUCAGGAUAACUUAACCGUUUUAAUAAUGAUUCCCAGCAGGGGGCAGAAAGGUCCACGUGUAUAACCUCAUAGGUCUGUCAUUUUUUUAUCUAGGAUUGUGCAGUAUUCUGGAUUUAAUGAAGGAGAGGGGAUGGGGUAAGCUGAGAAAGGUACACUUGUUUUCUGGCCUGUGCCUGUUUUUUUUAAAAAUAUUUAGUAAAAUAUUAUCAUUAAUUUCCUUCCUGGAAAUUCAAAAAAGCAGCAAGCAUAGGUUUAGCAGGCAAUAUCGCACCCAGACAAUAACCAGAGUUAGAUCAACUUAGUUUUAGAAAGUUGCUAUAUCAUGUGCCCUGUGAUUCUAUGAGAGGAAAUAGUAUGGGUUGUUUUAAAGGUAAAGGGACCCCUGACCAUUAGGUCCAGUCGUGACUGACUCUGGGGUUGCAGCGCUCAUCUCGCUUUAUUGGCCGAGGGAGCCGGCGUACAGCUUCCGGGUCAUGUGGCCAGCAUGACUAAGCCACUUCUGGCGAACCAGAGCAGCGCACAGAAACGCUGUUUACCUUCCCGCCGGAGUGGUACCUAUUUAUCUGCUUGCACUUUGACGUGCUUUCGAACUGCUAGGUUGGCAGGAAUGGGUUGUUUUAGUGAGGAAUAAAUAUGCAAGAAUUGCCCCCAAGCAGCAAAGAUGAACUGCAUCCCAAAGCAGCUUUCCUGUACGUAGCUGAUGUUUGCCAGGUGCAGAUUUGCACCUGCACUGCAUGGUUUAUCUGAUCCUUACUGAAAGCGCUUCCUGUGUUCUUUGGCGCCAGCGGUUGCUCAUGCUUUGUUGUGCGCAGCCAGAGCGGGAGCAGAGCCCCCAGGUCGGCAGAAGGAUGAAAGAAUUUAAAUUCAAGUCAGCUAAUCCCCAAACAUUAUGACUAUCAAGGGGUUCUGCUCAUGGUUUACAUGUGUUGAGCUGCAGGAAACUCUCACCUGACAGCUAGCUUGAGAGAAUAUCAGGAGAAACUGUCCCUAGCAGUGAUGAGAGACUAUAUUACAUGCAUAGUCCACCUUUCCUACAAGGAAAAAUCAAGACAGUGCACAUCAUUUUCCACUCCCCAUUUUAUCCCAUCAACAACCCAGCUCAAUAUUGUUUUUCUGCCUGUAGUGAAUGUCAAGAUGGGGUCCCCUCCAUUCCAUGUUCCAAAGCCAUGGAGAAUCGAACCUUAUUUCAAUGCUGGCACCUGAGGCCGGCAGGUCAGUUGUAGUGAUGCAGAACAGUGGCACACAUGGGUGUUGCAACCUGUCCUGCACCCCCCUAAUGGGGGUACGACUGGGGGCACAACAGGAAUGGCUGAGGGUCUGCCACCACUGUCUGCCUGCAUCUGCUGCCUAAGGUGGUUGCCUCACUCUGCCUAAUGACAAGGCUCUCCCUUCCUGAGUUAAGUGACGCUGAGAGAUAGAGACUCAGUGGGGAUUUCAACUUGGGCCUCCCAAAUCUUACUCUGACACUUUAACCACUAUGCCACACUACACUCACUAACAGAUUUCUAGGCUGCUUCACCAGGAUUCUGUGCCCAGCUUUCCCGGGCGUCUCACAGACCCAGGAAACCUACACAGAGACAAUUCCCUGCAAGAGAUCAUACCUUCCGACAUUUCUGCGAUGGAAAUAGGGACGUCAAAUAAGGAUGCCCCAAGGAAAAGAGAGACAUUCUGGGAUCAAAUCAGAAACCGAGGCAGCUUCUGUAAAUCCGGGACUGUCUCUGAAAAAUAGGGACACUCAAGGGGCUGAGAGAUGCUUGUUGACUUAUCAAUGUGUUCUGGCAACAGAACUGGCACUUGUGCCAUACAUCUGAUAUGACAAAUGUGCGUAUUUGUCAUGCCAUUUACACAGAGAUAAUAUGGACAUGCCACACGUUUCUAACAUAGACCUCUAAAACAACUCCACAUGCCACCAUCCAGGACCAGGCCCAUUCUUCCAGACCCUGAAAAUGGAGACUUUCAGAUAUGUUCCUGUGACAGUUACAUUCGUAGUUCCUUCUUUUCUUGUCCAAAUACCGUUGUAUUUGUGUUUUUGUCUGCCCCUCUAACAUUGGUCGUAAGGUACCAUCAUCUACCAGUCAUGCUUCUUGCUUUGCAGGAGCCAGUGAACUAGCCUAGGAAUCGACGUUUGGAAUUACACAACCAGAAUCACGCAGGUUGGCAUCUGUGUGAGGAACAGGGGACAUUUGUGCAUGCAGCCUAGAUUUUUCCUUGCAUGGUGUCACACCUGAAAAUGAGUCUGUUUGAAUGCAGACACUUGUACAUUCUGCUUCAAAAAAAUAAGGGUUCCCCCCAAUGCUCUUCUGCGUUCCAUUCAGAUUUCUAUUCUCCAGUCACUGGAAAUGUGGUUUGGCUCCCAGCACAACCUCCAACAAGAUAUCCUUGCUUUGCGGCUUGGCUACAGGAGGAAAACUUUCAAGAGCUGUGACUCCAUCUCGUCUUCUGUUCAUGUGUGGAUUUAGCACAGCUACAGGGAUGGUACUUCUCUCCUGGCAGGAAGAGAGGUUGUGAAUGACUGUUGCUUGAUAGGUGACAUAGCAAAAAAAGGGAAUAAUGCAGAGUUGCCACUGGGGAUCACAGAUAAGCUAGAGGCCAGCUAGUGCUUCUCACUCAAAAAGUCUUUAAAAAAAAAAAAAAAAGUUGAACCUGUAGUUAAGCUAUAAAGGGAAAAUAUAAAAGAGGCAAAUUGCCAUGCGGUCCUCACAUGCUUUGACAUGUUUUUCAGCUGGAGAUCAGUACAACAUGAAGGGAAGGCAAGCCAGGCACUACAGCUGGGUAAAGAGAGGCAUCUGCAUUUUACUGGGGGUAGGGAGGCAAUAAGCCUCCAUUCUCUGUAAACUAGCUUGCUCGUAAGCCACAACCACACCAUAAAGUACUAUUAUGCCGUGUUUCCACUCAAGGAAUCCUGGGAACUGUAGUUUGUUAAUGCUGCUGAGAGUUAGGUUAGCAGUCCCCUAUUCCCCUCACAGAGGUGCAGUUCCAAAGCUCCCUGCGAGGAAGAAUGGUUUGUUAAACCACUCUGGGAAUUGUAGCUGUGUGAGGGGAAGAGGGGUCUCUGAAGAUCUCUCGGCUCCCUUCACAAACAACAGCUCCCAGAAUUCUUUGGAUGAAGCUGUUAAAGAGUGUUUUAAAUGUAUGGGUGAGGACACUAUCCUGUUGUCACUGUGGGAGCAACUUCUGGUCCAGCUAAAUUCUAUAGGUGACCCGGGGGGGGGGGGGUGCCAUCUUGCAUUUCGUCUCAGGCAGCAAAAUGCCCAGCUCUGGCAAACAGAGAGAAUGAAGGGAAGCUUGGCAUUCUGUUUCGCUGUGGUGGAAGCAAGUUGUGGCGAACGAGAAAGGAGGUCAUUGCUCCCUCUUUCCAGCGAGGCCGCUGACCGCUGCUUGCAGAGGAAGCUGAGGGCAGGCAGCGCAGGAAUUCGUGCCUCUCUUCCCCACAUGUGGGUGGGUGGGAGAAAUGGCCUGGCCCAAGAGAGAUGGUCUGCGAGCCCAAGCAGUUUGCUGCUCUCCCCGGAGCGAAAGACAGUCCCUGUGGUAGCACAGAAGGAAUUCCACUCCUGGCACCGGCGCUGGGUUGGUUUGCAGCUCACUGCCCAGAGGGUACAAGUACCACAGGCUGUGUGCUCAGCCCCACAGACCAAGGAAUUGCUGGUGCUCAGAACUUUGGAAUGAGGCUGCGGCUGUCUGUGGGGCUGUGAAGUGACAUAGCCCUUACUCACUGGCCUUCCUUUAGAGACGGGGCCUCUGACUCACAGAAGAGAGCCCCAUAUGCACAAAUUUCAUGUGUCAGGGAAAAGAGGAUGGAAAGAAAAGUUUUCAGAAAAAUCAGUGUGCAGUCCCGGCUAUGAUGGCUAUGUUCUGUCUCCAUCAUCGGAGGGAUUAUGGCUUUGAAUAUUAAUUGCUGGGAAGUGUGGUCUCACACUCAGGUCCUGCUUAUGGGGUCCCCAUAGGUCUCUGGUUGGCUACUGAGAGAACAGGAUUCUGGGUUUGAUCCAGCAGAGCGUUUCUUUUAUGUCCUUAUUACUGCAUGAAUCCUGGAUAUUGUUUGUUUGGGGGUGGUCUGGUCAAGCUGCUCUCAGUGGGGCCUCCUCCCUGAUUCUCCUCACACUCACACCCUCUGGUCUGUCUUUGCUCAUGUGACCCCCUGUGCUGGUCCCGUGGUGUCAGGUGAUGGUGUGGUUGCUCAAGAGCAAACAGGCAAGACUCCGACCUGUCUUUUCCAGGCUUUAUUCUUAGUGCAAACUAUUUACAGUGAAGAGCAUCGCAAGUUCAUGUCUGGCUCAAUCGCUAGCAGAAUCUGGGAGUGGUCGGUCUUUGUACCUCCCCCAGCAUAACAGUCACGUGACCCCCAACCUUCUUCUCCCCUCCCUGUGCCGAAACCUACUGAGCAGCGUGGGCGCUGGCAAAGGGGUACUUCCCUCCUCUCCUGUUUGCUCAGGCUCGGUGUUGAGGCUCUCCCUAGCAUCCCUGGUUGCUGCACCUCCUCUCCACUGGAGGUGGGUCUUUGCAAGAUUUUCGGAGGUUCCCUAUAACACAACUGCCCUUCCACCUCUCGCCUCUGACCUGAUGGCAGUUCCCUGACAUGUGGGUUACCCAAGAGGUGAGGUCCAAGCCCGGUCCGUGGUCAAAGGUGCAACGUGGAGGCAGUCCGUAGUAGCUGAAGCUGGGUGCAGGGCAGGGAGUCUGGUGAAGUCAGGAACAGGCUUGCAAGCAGGGAGCCAGGGCGGGUCAGGAGCUCAGGCAGGAAAGCAGGACAGGGUUCAGGCAGGAACUAGCAACCAACAAUGCUGCUCCCACAACUUGGGACUGGGGCUGGCCGGCUUUUAUCUGCCCCGAGGCAUGGAGCAGCCCCGAUCCUCUGGUGACUCGCCUCUCCUGGCCUGGAGUUGAGCACUCCUUCCUCCUGCAGGACCUUAGUUCCCUCUGCCUCUCUGCCCUGAGCCUCUGCAGCUCAGGAGAGGCUGGAGGGUUACCGGACCCAGAGGCAACCUCAGCUUCCUCUGACGGGGCUGAGAGUGGAGCACCUGCAGGCAGUGGGUCCUCCAUCACCUCAGGAGCCAGAGCAGACUCAGCUGAUGCCUGCACCUGAGGGUCCAGCACAGGUGAGGACCCUUCAGGCUCAUGCCCCAGCCCCGGCUCAGCUGGUUCUGGAGGCAGGGAAUCCUGUGCAGGCUGGGAUUCCUCAGCUUCAGCCUCCGAGUCCAAAUCCCAGGCCAUCACACACCCUCUGAGUUUGCACCAUCUCCCAGAGGAUGUGUCCAACAUGACUGGGGGGAUACCGCUGCUUCUCCGUGAACGUUUUGUUACUCAAAAGCAGCACCGCGCAGAGAACAUCACAGCACUCUAUUUUUAUUUAAUUUUUUAAAAACCCCAUUUAUUUGGUUUUUCAGAUUAAAAUAUUACAAUCACAUAUCCAACAUACAUUAUCUCCCAGUAUGUUUCCGAGCAAAAUUCAAAGUGUUGGUGCUGACCUUUAAAGCCCUAAAUGGCCUCAGCCCAGUAUACCUGAAGUAUACCUCCAUCGUUCAGCCCAGACACUGAGGUCCUCCUCCAAGGGCCUUCUGGCGGUUCCUUUACUGCGAGAAGCGAGGUUACAGGGAACCAGGCAGAGGGCCUUCUCGGUAGUGGCACCCGCCCUGUGGAACGCCCUCCCAUCAGAUGUCAAGGAAAUAAGCAACUAUCUGACUUUUAGAAGACAUCUGAAGGCAACCCUGUUUAGGGAAGUUUUUAAUGUUUGAUGUUUUAUCAUGUUUUUAAUAUUCUGUUGGGAGCCAUCGAGAGUGGCUGGGGAAACCCAGCCAGAUGGGCGGGGUAUAAAUAAAUUAUUAUUAUUAUUAUUAUUAUUAUUAUUAUUAUUACUACUACUACUACUACUACUACUACUACUACUGCAAACUGCUGUGGAAUUGGAGAGCACUGAAGUUAAGAUUGGAAAAAAUGAGAAACCGAGAAAAACAGAAAUUGACAGGGACUGACCAUGUUUCUUUUCCUGCAGGGACACAGGAGCCCGUGAGACAGAAGCCCAAGAAAGGGAAAAAGGAGAAAGCUCCCAAACCAACCAAGAAGCCUAAAGAGAGGCCUCCCAAGGGUCCUAAGAAGGAGAAGCCCCCCAAGCCCACCAAAAAGCCAAAGGAGAAGCGUCCAAAGGCAACCAAGAAACCUAAGGAGAAAUCUCCCAAAGCCACCAAGAAACCAUCAGGGGGGAAGAGAACAGAGAAGCCUUCUCCUCCUGUCCAACCAUAUGAGGAAGAGGAGAGGUACCACUUCCCAGAAAGGCCAUUGAGCCCACCACCAGCCAGGGAGGAAGAUGGCUACGGAGUGCCCGAUUCAUCCCGAUUUCACUCUCCCUAUGGGAGGGAAGAUGAGCAUUCACGAGUGAAUGAAGAAGGCGGGGAAUGUAAGUUCCUGUUUCUUUCUCCCAUUAGUCAUAUUGCAUGGGCAAGGGACCUUUCUUCUUCUUCAGGGAGGUCUUUUUUAUUGCAUUUCUUGAUCAUCCUUCUUCAGAAACUCUUGAUUAAAGCAAAUAAACCCUGAAAUUUUCCCAGAACAUGCUUCGGACAAUGACAUGUAAAGCCCAUUCCACUAUUCAUAGGCCCAGGGUUUCCAGGGCAGACAACAAAAGAAAGGUGCAAGGGACUUUUUUUUAGCCUGAGGCAGAGGCAGAGCAACCUGCUCUGGUACCCGGAGCGGUGCUCAUCCCAGAGGCAUGGCACGCUUCCUGCGAGGGGCGUGGCAUGCCUCCCGGGGGGUGUGUGCAAUGAGCAGCGCAUGGCCCGGGAGGUGCCGCCAAUCGGGGGUCUGCAUUUUGUCACACACCCCUUUGGAAUGGCACCCGGGGUGGCCACCCAACCACUCCCGCCUUGGAACACCCCUGGCUUGAGGUCAGCAGCAUUCCCUUUUGGGCAGCCUUUCCAGGACGCGACAGGGAUCUCUGUGGAGGGGAGCACCUGGUUUGUGCACACGCGCACACGCACACACACAGAGAGAUUGUGUGCACGGUACAGUGUGGUGUAGUGGUUAAGAGCGGUAGACUCGUAAUCUGGUGAACCGGGUUCGCUUCCCCGCUCCUCCACAUGCAGCUGCUGGGUGACCUUGGGCCAGUCACACUUCUCUGAAGUCUUUCAGCCUCACUCACCGCACAAAGUGUUUGUUGUGGGGGAGGAAGGGAAAUGAGAAUGUUAGCCGCUUUGAGACUCCUUCUGGUAGUGAUAAAGCGGGAUAUCAAAUCCAAACUCCUCCUCCUACAAUGGCCCUCCCUGCCCUCAACACACUACGCCAAUUCAUAAGUAUUGCAGUAUUUAUAGUCCAAAGUACGUGUUUCCCUAUAGAGGAGUAAUGAUGAUAUAUUUUGAGAUCUAUGGGGCAAGGGAUGGAGAGGAAGUGUAGCUAUUUGGUAGGUCCAUCUGGUAUGCAUGUGUAAUGCAUGCGCCAGUGAGGUCAUAGAAUGAAGAGGGAGGGAAGGGAGAAAAGCACAGGAUUCUAGGGAAGAGACAGUUUAUAAAAAAUGGGUUGUUGUCCGAGAGAGUGGGGAGGGAAGCCAAGGAAAAGGAACUGAGGAAGAAGAUGCUAAAGAGAUGCCCGAGGGACAAGGGGGGAAACUGGAGGAGGGGGAUGGCGUGCCAUAUGGAUUUUUGUAAUAUUCUAAAUUAUAUUUGUACCGGUUUAAUACUGUUAGAUAUUACGCUCCAAUGAGAGCCAGGCAGGUGGAUCUGCCAACCACUGCCAUUUAAAAUUCCCAUAAUGCCCUAGAGCAACACUACGCCAGGGGCAUUGUGGGAAGCUAAAAUGGUGGCAGCACCCAGACCCCAGCUAACUGGAGUGCCAUAAAAGGGUUAUUUUAAAUGGGACUGAAGAUAUAAGGCACCAGCAAACAAAAUAUGAACAUGGCUAACGAAACAGAUAAACUGUAAUUAUCAUAACUUUUUAUAACAGGGGCCCCUCUACAUGUUAAUACAGAAACUUAGUCUCCUCUUCGUAACUGUAGCUCUGGCCUGGGGGAAACAAAAAUAGGCAACAAACUGCAGACCCCAUAAUUCUUUGGGGCAAGCCAUUGCCACUAAACUGGUCUACAAUCAAUAAAAAAUGGGGAACUCAUUCUCCCCCCCCCCCCAAUGUAUUUGAACACUAACUUCCAUCUUCCAUGACCAUUGGCCAUGCUUGCUGGGGUUGGUGGGAGUUCGAAUCAAACUGCAUCUUGAGGCCUACCUGCUCCUCCCUGCCCUGCCCCAGUAUUAUAGAACUGAAGUAUCAUAGCUGUCAACGUUUCCCUUUUUUAAAGGAAAAUUCCCUUAUUCUGAAUAGGAUUCCUCGCAAGAAAAGGGAAAAGUUGACAGCUAUGUGAAGCAUAAAUAUGUCAGGCACUGAAUGCUAUUGAAUUCAUGACAGGCAGCUGACACCCUUGUAGCGCAAAGAGCAACACAUUUAAGGGGAGUUGGUGAUUAUUUACUCGCUGUUAUAAUUUGUUAAUUGGCCAGUUUUGGUUUUAGUCUAUAGGAUAGAGGGGUGUUGUUCAUAUUUAUUAGACUUGGGAGCAGUUGCCAAGCAGCUGGGAAACUGUUACACUGAAUCAGACCAUUGGUCCAUGUAGCUCAGUGUCCUACACUGACUGGCUCUCCAGGGUUUUAGGCAGAAGCUUUUUCCAGUCUUACAUGGAGAUGCUGUGGAUUGGACCUGGGACCUUCUGCAUGCAAAGCAGAUGCUCUUAACACUGAGCUAUGGCAUCUCCCCUUCCAUAGAUCAGAUCAGUGCAUAUGUUUUUACAGGGAGCAUGGCCAAGUGAUGCUUUUCCUCUUCCCUUUCAGAUGACGUCAUGUUUACUGGUCUGCCAGGGAAUCUGCUAACCGUCACAGAUUAUCUUCACUCUCUCUGAAAACUUUGUGCUACCCCUCUCCCUUUCCCUCUCCCCUGUAUAGCUUCAUAAGCAAGUCCAACUUAAAUCACACUGACUCUAUUUCUCCACCCCUCCCUAAGGGUCUUCACCAUCGUUUUGGGCUCCUAAACUAAUACACUGCUGCUCCCACUCCAGCCUUGGUCUGUCAGGUAGUGACGGGGGGCUUCUGCUUGUCCCGUGUCUAGAAAACAGUUUUCCGCUUGACUCUCACUGUCUAGGCAUGGGUCUGAGUGGUUUUCCCUUUUGCUGCUUUCCCAGAGUAAUCCCUCUCUUUAGUCUUAAAUUGGAGCAAUUGUCAAUCUAGAGGAAAACUGAAUUGCUGGGUGGAUAAGCCCUGGCUUUCUGCAUGCACUGAGGACUACGAAUUUUUCUCCUAGGAACUGAAUGCCCUUGGAGGAGUCGUGGGCAUCCACAGCCAUAUUUACUUUGGCCCUAAGACUUUUGCCUGGAACUACGGACUGAAACAAAAUAUGUCUGUCUGUCUGUCUGUCUGUCUGUCUGUUUUGUUCAGUCAGUUUUUCUGCCUUCCCUUCUUCCCAGUUGUUGUGUCUUUGCUUCCUUAUAAUCUCUGACCUAGCUCUUUUAUUUCAUUUUAUUCUGCAGCUCUUUUCCCAGAUGAACCAACGGAACCACGGUGGGAUGAGAAACAGGAUCCAAGCAGGCAUCACAGUAAGAGCAAGUCAGCAUGCGGGACAUGGGGAGAGAGGGUGCUUGUGGGACUAUGGGGCAGAGGAACGUCUAAGCUGGGGAAGGAGGAGAGCUGAUCACGGGAGCACAUGGGCACAGAUCAGGAAUGAACAAGGGUAAGUCCACUGGGGAGGAGAGGCAUUGGACCAGGGUUUACCAUCAGUGGGACAAGGAAGCUUUAAUGUAUAAGCACCUCAUAGAUCGACUAGGGAAUCCUUUAAAAAAAGGAUUAGACAAAAUCAUGGAGAACAAGGUGACUGCUUUUCCUCCGCUGCCAAAGACAUUGCGUCUCUAAAUACCUGUUGCUAGGAAUCGCAGGUGAGCAGCAUGCUGUUGUGCUCAUGCCCAGCUUUCAGGCUUCCCUUAGGCACCUGACUGGCCACUGUGAAAACAGGAUGCUGGAAUAGAUGGGCCAAUGGUCUGAUCCAGCUGGCUUCUCCUAUAUUCCUAUGUUCUUAAUGUAGAAGCCGAAUGUGAGCAGCUUAGUUCUAUCCAUACAGAGCAGGAACAGAACUCUUUGAGGGCCUGACUAUUGUCCUUGUUAAUUUUACUCAUUUGAUUUCUUCCAGCUGACUUAUAUGAACCCCCAACUGACCCACAAGAGCCUGGAAGAGAUCAUUGGAGCCACGAGAGCCGGCCAGGUGAGUCAAUGCCCAAUGUCCAGGGUGGGUUGUUUGCCCAGAUCUGCUAGCCUUAAAUGGCAGCACAGCCUAGGUGGCUCCUAAUGUUGGCCAGCCCUUUCCUACUCUAAAUUUUCCGACCAGUGGGAAAGCAACCACUGUGUGCUAGCAUCUGAGGACCAAGCCGGCAUGCUGCUAGCUUUAAAAGAUUUUAAAAUAAUUCUGUGCCCAGUCCAGCAGCACACACUAAAUUCACUGUAACUCAAUACAAGAAGCAGAAAUUCAUUUUACUGUUCUGUGGCUGCCAACACUGAGCCAUAAGCAGGCAUGGAGGGAGAGCCAAGAGUCACGAGCCAGGGCUGACUUUUAUUGUCAGGCCAUGUUCCAGCUUCUCCUUGAAGCUUUGUAGCAAGGCUGAGGAGAGCCUAUGGCCACACCUCCCACCAUCCUUGACCCUUGACCAUGCUGGCUGGGGCUGAUGGGAGUUGGAGAUGAACAACAUCUAGAGGACCACAAUCCUUCCAAGUCAGAAGCAACCAAGGGCCAGCCUCUUCCCAGAGCCUAGGAACCUUCAACUGACAUGGGGAUGCUCCAGCCAGUGGCGGAGCAAGCUGACCGGGUGCCUGGGGUGGCGCACGUGCCCUGCGCCUAGGGGUGGGCAGGGCGAGCUGGGACAGGAUGCUCCACUGGGCUUCUGAGGAGUCUGUCUCCCUCCUCCCACUCAGCCGCCCUACAACUGAGGGGGAGGUGGCGGGCAGACCGUUUGGGGCAGCGUGGAGCCUGCAGGUGCCCAAGCCACUGUGUCACUCCCAGGUGAGUGCCGCCCGCCAUUUUGUCACCCCCUUCAGUGGUGACACUCAGGAUGAACCGCCCCCACCACCCCCUCUUCCUCCGCCCCUGGCUCCGGCCUUGAAAAAUAGAAUUGGAAGAGAGAUGGGAGAAGAGUCUGCUCUGUCUUUUUCAUGAAAAUCCUUGGGAUGUUUGAAGAGAGCUACCUUGCUCCCCCCCCCCCCGACUUAGUCUGCUCUUCUCCAGGCUAAACAUGCCCAUCUCUUCCAGACAUCCCUCAGACUUGGGUUCCUGUAAUCCAUGACUCACUGGCAUGCAGAACUGCAGGUUCCUGGUGGCUCCCAAGAGUAGCUUGCUCACCAUAAGAAGCACAGGCAUAAAUCUGGGAUUCUUAGAAGGGGAUCACCGUCUUUCUUGGGCUGCAACAUUACAGGGCUGUUUUGGCUCUUGAGUAUAGCUGUGAAGUGACUCAGACUCAUUUAAUCAAAGCAGCCUGAAAUAUACUUGGGGUCGAGUGUGGAUUUCAUGCUCUUUAUUCAGCUCAUAGUAGUGAGGAGAAAUGGAAGUUCCCCCAAAAUGUCUGCUUUAUAUACAUUAUUUACACAAUGGGCCCCACGUGAUUGGCUAAUUCCAGGAUUCUGCUGUAGGCCAAUCAGGUUACAGAUUCACUUCCACCUGGAGUUGGGUGGCUCCUGCGGACCAAUCAGACUGCUGCAUUUUGGAUCCUAUUGUUCUAGGACCAAUCAGACUGCUGCAUACUGAAUCCUAUUGUUUUGGACCAAUCAGACUGCUGCAAUUUGGAUCCUAUUCAACUCAGUACAUAACACAGCCCUUUCUCUUAAAAGCCCUUAUGUCCUAGAGAGGUCCUAGACCCAUGAAGUGACUGUGCUUCUUCUCUUUAUCUAGAGACCCCUGGAAAGGUCGAGCCGCCCACGCUGGAUUACAACGAGCAGAUUGAGCGGGAAGACUACGAGGACUGUACGGUGCUGUUGCUGCUGACUUGCCCUACUUGCCUUUAGUAACCGUUCCUUUCCUUAGGGGGUGGGGCAUCCUGUUGUUGUGGGUGGAUAAGCAGUGAGAGGGAUGCGGGUGGUGCUGUGGUCUAAACCACUGAGCCUCUUGGCCUUGCCGAUCAGAAGGUCGGCGGUUCGAAUCCCCGCGAUGGGGUGAGCUCCUGUUGCUCUGUCCCAGCUCCUGCCAACCUAGCAAUUCGAAAGCAUGCCAGUGCAAGGAGAUAAAUAGGUACCGCUACAGUGGGAAGAUAAACAGCAUUUCCAUGUGCUCUGGUUUCCGUCAUGGUGUUCCAUUGCUCCAGAAGCGGUUUUGUCAUGCUAGCCACAUGACCCGGAAAGCUGUCUGUGGACAAACACUGGCUCCCUCGGCCUGAAAGUGAGCUGAGCGCUUCAACCCCAUAGUCACCUUUGACUGGACUUAACUGUCCAGGGGUCCUUUAUCUUUUUUACCUUUUUAAGCAGUGAGGAACCAUAAUUCCAGGACAGCCAAUUCUUUGUUUCCCCAUUUCUAUGGCUGUGACAUGGUCUGAUCCUGCGUUUUCUGCUUGUCAUUUGAGGCGGGGAAUUUCCUCUCUGCAAAACUCAGGGAGGAAUGCCAAUAAUAACACCUUGAACUUGCCCUGGUAGCAAAUGGAGAACCAAUGCAAGUCUCUGAGCAAAGGUUCUCACUCCUGUCAACAGCUGUGCUACAGAAUUCUGUACUAACCACGGAUUUGGGAUCGAGCACAAAGGGAGGCUCUCAUACAGUGCAUUGCAGUAAUCCAAUCUUGAAACCACUAGUUCUUGAACUCCUUUGGUCAUUUGCACCGACAGAGCUUCAUUUAUUGUGCUUUCACAGCCUGCAACACACACACCUGGGUUCAGGUGCCCAACACAUGGCCCAUUUCCUUCUCUCCGUCUGCACUUCAGAAGAGGAAGACUGGCUAGACAUUUAGUCUGCAUGACCACAUUUCCACUGUCAGAAGAAAAGGAAGUUUUGCAUUCUUUUCUUUUUAACCGAAAGGCUUUUCCCAUGCAGAUUUCGUGCUUCUAGUUUGGCUCUUAAGCUUGGAAAUGUUCCCUGGAGAUAGAACCUUCUCCCUGGAUGCCCAAUGAGAUUAUAAUUUCCUUAAAUGUUGGAUUGGGAAAGGGGCAGAUGGGAAACCAAAAAACGUGGACAGGGUGGGGGGGAGUGGAAUGGCAUGUCUAGAAUCCUCUACAAAAGCACUUUCACAGGGCAAUAUUUUGUUGCAGCCCUCCCCUUUGUUUAAUGAUUUAUUAGUGCUGCUGGAUUGCCUUGAUAAGCUGUUAGCUUUGUGGAGAAAUUCACAGGACACAGCUCAGCAGCCCAGACAGCUCUGCACCGCCCCCCCCUCCAAAAAAAAUCCCCAACCCAUUUCCCCCUUGCACGUGCUCUGGUUCUUUUUGGCCCAUGUGAGUGGAAAAUGCCCAGUGCUUUCUGCAUAAUGUUUGACAGAUGGGAGGGAUUUUGCCAAAGCAAACAGAGCUGCCCUGCAUUAGGACCGCCAACCGGAAAAGUGUCCUGCUUGGCUGGGUGGUCAUUUCUCGCGUUCAGCUAUUAUAAGAGGGUCGUGCAGUUGAGACUUUAUGUUCUCUCACCUCUAAUCAUCACCGUUAUUAUUUUUGCUGCGCAUUUCUCUACCACCCGAGAACGGUCUGGGCAAAACUAGAGGCAGUUCCCAGUAUUGCUAUAGGAAGUGGGAAAAAGUGGCAACUGUAUUCCAAGAGCCAAACUGUGUGGGUUGUGCUGGUACCCAGCAUGGACACACUGUGAUGCGUCAGAACAGCAUUCCCCAACGAGGAGCCCUCAAUAUAUUUUGGACAAAGUACCCAAAACAUCUGGAGGACACCAGAUUAAUUCUGGUUGCAUCAGAUAUUUUGCUGCCUCUAAAGAGUUUCCUCCUCUCCACUUACUGGUCCUGUGUCUUUCUUCCCAGUGCCAUUCCCUGUGUUUCCGAAGCCUGAAUUGGUGCAGAUUCUGCUUCCCCUGCUCUAAUUAUUGCUGCUUUUUCUUCUAUGGCCUUGUUUCCAAGCACAAUUCAAAGUGUUGGUGCUGACCUUUUAAACCCUAAAUGGCCUCGGUCCAGUAUACCUGAAGGAGCAUCUCCACCCCCAUCGUUCUACCCGGACACUGAGGUCCAGCGCCGAGGGCCUUCUGGAGGUUCCCUCACUGCGAGAAGCCAAGUUACAGGGAACCAGGCAGAGGGCCUUCUCGGUAGUGGCCCCUGCCCUGUGGAACGCCCUCCCACCAGAUGUCAAAGAGAACAACAACUACCAGACUUUUAGACAACAUCUGAAGGAAUCCCUGUUUAGGGAAGCUUUUAAUGUUUGAGGCAUUAGUGUAUUUUAAUAUUGUGUUGGAAGCCGCCCAGAGUGGGUGGGGAAACCUUCAAAGUUAGCCCUACAUAGAGCGCAUUGCAGUAGUCCAAGCGGGAGAUAACCAGAGCAUGCACUACUCUGUGAGCUCCUGAUUUAUUCCUUUGCAAGCGGAGCUUGUGGGCAGCGCUGAUCAGCUGUAUGAGGGUGUCCACAUUAUUACAUGUUGGAAAACCCUGAAGUCACACUUACGUUGACCGUCUUUAUGGCAUCAGCUUCCAUAGAAGCUGCAUCAGAUAGAGCAAUUCCACCUCUCCCACUCCUGCUUGAUGUCUCAUCUUCCUAUAGGACAGGGAUGGGGAACCCGCAUCCCUCCAGAUGUUGCUGGACUACAACUCCCAUCAUCCCUGACCAUGGCUGGGCUCGUGGUAAAUAGGCAGCCCAUGGGUUGCUCAUCCCUGUGCAGUGAGACCCCCCUACCCUGCUGGCUACUCUGAGAGGCCCUCUUCUAAGACAAAGCACCAUCGGGGUGACGUGGAGGGAGAGGAAGCACCCCCAUCUCUCUGUCAGCAACGCAGGACUCUUCCCGAGUGACAAAACCCUCUUCCUUCUCCCCUGCAGUUGAAUACGUCCGACGUCAGCACAAACCCAGCAAACCACCUAAGAAAAAGAAACCUGAGCGACCGAGGUUGGAGACGGAGGAGGAGAAGCCAAGUAUGCAGUUCGUUUCCUUUGGCUUGCUUCUGUUUUGCCAGGAUGUUGGAAAAUAGAGGGAGAUUAGGAGGUUGGGGGCAGGGAAUGAAGGAGGCAGGGUAAGGAGGGAAAGAAAUGGAAAGCGUUCCAAGAGAAUAAAGGCAGCAGAUGAAACAAUCUGAAGCCUCAGACUGGGGAAUCCCUUUCUCUUUCUUGUAUGUGCUGGAGGUCUGCCUCCUGUCAGACCUCUGACCUGCCAGAUUUGGUGCUUAGGAACUCAUUUCUUCCCAGUCUUUAGUGAGACAAACUUCUAUGGGAUCAUCAGGGAUAGCUCAUUAGCCUUCAUUAGUUCAGAAGUAAUGCUCAGCCAAACCGGUGGCUUAGGGCAUAUCCUCACUUACCUUUCCUCUGUGUCGUAGUUCCAUACGCAGAAAAGAAACCAUUUAGUCUGUUGAAAUGAGUCUGGAACUUCAAACCAAUGACACUUGGUUGAGCAAACUAUGGCUUAGUCUUAUGCACGAACACAGCCAACGGGACUGCAAAGAAGUCAGAUCUGAACAGGUGGCACGUGAUUUGCCCUCCUGGCGGUACAUCGUGGCUUCUUGUUUUCCCUUGUUUUGCCUUUUGGUGUGAUUUAAAUCAGUUUUUUUAGUGAAAGCAUAAAUCACUGAGCAUGGGAAAGAAGACUCAGACUAUUUCAGUAAGUCCUAAUCAGGCAACAUAACGUUAUUUUGCCUGGAGAAACUAGUCUUCUGACAGAAUUUUGCAACAUAAUGAGCACCUGCUGUGGUGCUCUACAGGUAACGGCAUAUUGAGAUCUGAUUUUGAUUUAGACCAGUACGAUAGGGACAUUUGCUUCGGGGGUGGCUAGCUCAGAUGUGCUGCUGCUUGAGAGAGUCUCCUGAGAGUCAAGAAUGUUGAGGGUCUGUUUAAGUCCAGAGAAAUAGAUAGAGUUUUAAUUGAGCCUACUUUACUCCAAAGGGAACUUUCUAUAACUUUUGUACCACAUAUCUUCCCCUUAAACUCUGCUUCCCCUGUUUUAGUGGACCUUAGUUUACAAAGCUUUAGAACACGGUUCAUAAACCUGGUGUGGUCUUUUAUUUUUACACCCUCGCUGCCAAUGCAGAUCCUUCCAAUCUGUUGCAAGGCAGGGCUGGCCCUGGGCUCUGAUGGCGCCAAAAUAUUUUCCAUACUCCAGGUCAGAUUACAGCUCCUUUCAUCCCCAGCCAGGGUGAUGGGAGUUGUAAUGCAACAGCAUCUAGGGAAUUUAAGAUUGAAGAAAUCUGGUAAAGGUGCUGCUACAGAAAAGGCCCUGCCUCUUGUGCCCACUUAUCGACCAUACAUUUGUAUGAAUCCGAAUAUUAAAUUUUAGGAGCCAUUAGCAUCAAGUAUGGGGCAUCAGCCGUAAAUGUGGGGAUUGCCGAUGAGCUUCCCUGCCCUCAUCCCUAGGACCUUUGAGCAAUUGUGCUAUGAUAAGGAUACGAGAGUUUUACUGGCAUAUCUAUUUUGCUCAGUAGAGAAGCCUGAGGAGCCGCCCACCCCCCCUUUCAGGAGUCAUUACGAAGAUGGGCUAGAACUGCCAGAUUAUGGAGAUGGUAAGUAUUAAAACGGGACGCGGAUGGUGCUGUGGGUUAAACCACAGAGCCUAGGACUUGCUGAUCAGAAGGUCGGCAGUUCGAAUCCCCGCGACGGGGUGAGCUCCUGUUGCUUGGUCCCUGCUCCUGCCAACCUAGCCGUUCGAAAGCACGUCAAAGUGCAAGUAGAUAAAUAGGUACCACUCCGGCGGGAAGGUAAACGGCGUUUCCGUGUGCUGCUCUGGUUCGCCAGAAGCGGCUUAGUCAUGCUGGCCACAUGACCCGGAAGCUGUACGCCCGCUCCCUCGGCCAAUAAAGCGAGAUGAGCACCGCAACCCCAGAGUCGGUCAGGACUGGACCUAACGGUCAGGGGUCCCUUUACCUUUAAGUAUUAAAACAGUUGUGAAGGCUGGUGCCUCUGGGGAGAAACCUGCAUUGGGAGCUGUGCUCCCACCUCACUAAUUCUUAUUCCCCUUCCCCAUAGUGGAUUAUGGUCUUCCACCCCAGAAACCCAAACAAUUCCCCAGCAAAAAAGAGGAGGAAGAUGAGAUGGAGACGGAUGAAGAGAAACUCAAACCAAGUAAGGAGACAGCAGACAGAGGGGACGAUUGAGACUGGGUAUGAAACUAUUUUUGUAGCCCAGGGGCCACAUUCCCUUCAUGUAUAACGUUCCAAGGGCACUUUGCCAGUGGCGGAAAGGCAAAAAUGGAUGGAGUAACAAACAGACAUUUCAUCUUUGUGCAGUUGGCUGGCUUCUACAUGCGCUCCUCCCUGUCCCACAUCUAGUCUCCCAUCAUCUAGUCUCCCAUCAGAGUUCAAGGACACAUUCCAGCAGGGCAAAAACACUCGGGGGGGUUGUGGUUCCUGGGGUUUUCUGAAGGCUAGCUAGAGAAAUCUGAAGGGGCACAUUUGGCCCCUGGGCUCAAGGUUCCCCACUCUCAAUUUAAUAGGAGAGGGUUGAUUGUUUGCUUGAUUUGCAUGCUUUCCCCCAAGGUAUAGCAGAUCUCAUGUUGGGCAGCUCUGAUUCUUCCUACCAGACUGCCCCGUGUAAUCAAACGCUGAGCCAUCUGAGCUUCUGCCUCCCCAUUGAGCAUAAGCCACUAUUUCUGCACUUCUGUAGGAACACACAUUUGCCACUAAGCCCACCUGACAGCUCGUUCCCACCAGCGUGCUUGCACUGCGCUGUCCAUAAUAACAUCAAGAGGUUUGUCCUGAUGACGAUAACUCUGCUUCUCUUUGCUGUGCUUCAGAGAAGCCGAAAAAGGGUGCCGGCAGCAGCAAGGAAGAGGAGGAGGAUGGGGAUGCAGAGGAAUGGACAGAGGAGAAAAGCAAAGAACGGAAAGGUGGGUAAUCCCGAAGGAGGAGAUCUGCACCAAUACAGGGAAGUAGGGAAAGGAUGCUGCUAGCAGAGGGACUCAGGAGCAGUGGCGGUUUCACCAGCGCUAUACCACUGAGUGAAACUGACAUCACAGUCUUCUCCUCAUACUGGUUCUGGGUGAUAUAUCAAUAUAUAGGAGCGUCUCCACGCCCAUUGUUCUACCCGGACACUGAGGUCCAGCGCUGAGGGCCUUCUGGUGGUUCCCUCACUGCGAGAAGCCAGGUUACAGGGAACCAGGCAGAGGGCCUUCUCAGUAGUGGCACCCACCCUGUGGAAUGCCAGUGUGGUGUAGUGGUUAAGAGCGGUAGUCUCGUAAUCUGGGGAACCGGGUUCGUGUCUCCGCUCCGCCACAUGCAGCUGCUGGGUGACCUUGGGCUAGUCACACUUAUCUGAAGUCUCUCAGCCCCACUCACCUCACAGAGUGUUUGUUGUGGGGGAGGAAGGGAAAGGAGAAUGUUAGCCGCUUUGAGACUCCUCAAAGGGAGUGAAAGGCGGGAUAUCAGAUCCAAAACUCUUCUUCUUCUUCCCACCAGAUGUCAAAGAGAACAACAACUACCAGACUUUUAGAAGACAUCUGAAGGCAGCCCUGUUUAGGGAAGCUUUUAAUGGUUGAUGCAUUACUGUGUUUUAAUAUUUUGUUGGAAGCCGCCCAGAGUGGCUGGGGAAGCCCAGCCACAUGGGCAGGGUAUAAAUUAUUAUUAUUAUUAUUAUUAUUAUUAUUAUUAUUAUUCCGCCCAGGCCUGUCAGUGAGUUACCAACACAUUGACAUUGGUGACUAAAGUUCAGUGGACAACACAUUCUAAUCAAGGGUAUUUUAAAGUCCUUUAUUUGUUGACGUGAGUGAUCUAAUACAGUGGUUCCCAAACUCCCCUCCCUCCGUAUUGCUGUUGUUGACAUCCAUCCGCCUCAGGAGUCGAUGGAGAAGUGCACCUUUGGAGGUGAAGCCAAACUGUUGGAGAAUUACAGUGCCUGCUGUGGCUGUAGAACCGAUAUGGGAGAGACAUGUUUUGUUGCAGCUGGGGCAGAUGAAGGCUUGUGCUGCUGCAAUUGCCCUGUGGCGUUUCUUUUCUCUGUGCUCCUUCCACUAAUCAUUCCUGCUCUAGUCACUGCUAUGGAUGCACAACCUGACUGUCUCCAGACACUUCAAGGGAUUUCCAUAUGGCAGGGUUGAUGUUGCCAGCCUUUCUCUCCUGCUGCUGAGAAUCAUGGUGGAUCACUUAAUGUUUUUUCCCCUGCAGGUUGUAACAAUUGGAAUGUGCCAUAUGAUUUUUUAAUUUCAUUACAUUUGAUUCUUUUAUUUCUUACAUAUUGUAUUUUAUUGCGCUACGGUUUGAAUUCCAUAGAAUUCCUCAGUCAGUAUUCAAAUUGCAAUGCAAAGCAAUGCAAAGCAAUCUGUAAGAAUUUGAGAACAGUUUCAUUAAAUAGCCACCAUGGUGUGUAAAAUUUAUCUAUUUUUUUCCUGUUCCUUAUAAGUUUUGAGAGAUUUUCUCAGCGAUGGCCAUUGCCAAACAUUUUUGUGCCAUGCGUAGUUUUCUAAAUUUUCUUCGUAUUCCCUGCCCCCGUAUGCUUUUUUUCCUAUCCCCAGACAUUUCCUCCCUAAACUUUGACCCCUGUUUCUUCUCCAUGUGCAGGGAAGCCAAAGAAAACAGGAGGGAAAAAAUGGGAGACAGAUGAGGACGAGUGGACUCCAGAAGAGAAAAUAAGUAAGUGGGAUUUUUAAAAAGGUUAAAAUGCAUUGGUUGGGCUGACCAGCUGAGGAAUAUUUGCUCAGGCAGUUAUCCUUGAUCUGAUAAUGCCUAUAAGUGUGUAGGUAAGAGUAAUAUUAAGGGACGCGGGUGGCGCUGUGGGUUAAACCACAGAGCCUAGGACUUGCCGAUCAGAAGGUCGGCGGUUCGAAUCCCCGUGACGGGGUGAGCUCCCGUUGCUCGGUCCCAGCCCCUGCCCACCUAGCAGUUCGAAAGCACGUCAAAGUGCAAGAAGAUAAAUAGGUACCGCUCCGUCAGGAAGGUAAACGGCGUUUCCAUGGGCUGCUCUGGUUCGCCAGAAGCAGCUUAGUCAUGCUGGCCACAUGACCCGGAAGCUGUCUGCGGACAAACGCCGGCUCCCUUGGCCUAUAGAGCGAGAUGAGCGCGCAACCCCCAAGUCAGACAUGACUGGACCUAACGGUCAGGGGUCCCUUUACCUUUAAGAGUAAUAUUGAAUCAUAGUGAACUGCUUUUGUGGAAUUUUGGAGCAUGCAGUGUUCAUUGCUCAAUAUAUGGUCACCUGAUGACUCUCUCUUGAAUACAUAACCUGCCCACCCUCGUUUGCAUUUGUGGUGGCAGGUGAAAGCAAUAUUUAGCCUGGAGAAGAGAAGACUGGGGUGGAGGAACAUGAUAGCACCUGAAGGUCACAUGAGAGGAUGGCAAAUACAGUGGUACCUCGGGUUACACACGCUUCAGGUUACAUACGUUUCAGGUUACAGACUCCGCUAACCCAGAAAUAGUACCUCAGGUUAAGAACUUUGCUUCAGGAUGAGAACAGAAAUUGUGCUCCGGUGGUGCUGCGGCAGCAGGAGGCCCCAUUAGCUAAAGUGGUCUUCAGGUUAAGUACAGUUUCAGGUUAAGAACGGACUUCCGGAACGAAUUAAGUACUUAACCCGAGGUACCACUGUACCAUGAACUGGCAUGAAAGCUGUCUGUGGUGGCGAUGGUGAUGAUAGCUAGAUUUAUUACCUGCCUUACAGCAGAGGAUCCCAGGGUGGGUUGCCGCAAUAUACAAUCCUUACCUAAAAAGAUAAAGAAAACAAAAGACUGAGUUAAGCACUUGAAAAAUCCAUUGAAACCAGACAUUAUAAGUUCAUCUUAAGUUGGGUAGUUCAUAAGUCUCUGUGGCUUUACACAAGGUUUUGUAUUUUUCUCAGAAGAUUGAUAAAGACUGUAUAAUUAUUUUGGUAAUUAUUGUAUGUAUAUUAGUCGCCAACGCGUUGCAUGAGUUGUACUACUGCAAUAUACAAUACAGCAUUAAAAACAGUUCAGAACAAAUCACAAAUACAACCAGAAUGGGUCCUAAAAUUUAGAUAUCUCAAGAUAUCUCAAGUAUCAAAGGCUUGUGUCUUCAGCCUAUGAUGAAAGCUGUGCAGUGAUGCACCGUUGCGGUGAGGGAAUUUCACAACUUUGGGCUACCACAGAGAAUGCCCACUCCUGGGUCACCAACACUCUGAGUCUCUGAGGAUGAUUGCACUACCAAGAAGGCCCCCUCUUCUGAUCUUAAUAUCUGAGUGGGACACUGGGGAAGGGGGUUGUUAAGUUGUGGGCGAACAUAUCAGACAACACAGCGAUUCUUCCAAAGCAGCUCUUUAUUUGUAAGCUGGAACAGAACUGAACUGAGGAGCUCAGUCAGCCUGCUUAUAUAGAGCUCCACUAGAAUGCAACAGUAACCAUUUUCUGUAACUAGCCAAUCACUGAACGUCACUUUCGAUCCUUUAUUUGCAUAACUAUCUACAGUAUCCCCAUGCUGGCCCAGGGUGAGAACUUCAGUACAUAACAGGGGUGGUCUUUAAGUUGAUUGGUUUAGGGCUUUAAACACUAUUGUGGGCACCUUAAAUUAAGCCUUAAAACGAACUGGCAGCCAGAGUAGUACAUCGUGAUCAUUUUGUUGCUUCUUGCUGCAAUCAUCAAGUGACAGAUCUCUAUAUCUGUGGGGAUGCAUGAACGGGAUAUUGGUUUGUUUGUUUUUGGAUUUGUCCUUGUUGUUAUGCAUUUUGUGCUUUUAUCAUGCAUUUUCAUGCUGAGAACCACCCUGAGAUCUACGGAUGUAGGGUGGAAUACAAAUUUAAUAAUAAUAAUAAGUGAACUGCCCUGCCCGUUCUGCUUUACAGAAUGCCCUCCUAUUGGGAUGGAAUCCCAUCGAAUUGAGGACGAUCAGAUUUUAUCUUCCUCCAUGCUGCGUCAUGGCUUAGCAGCCCAUCGUGGUCGCCUUAACAUGCAGGUAAUGGCAUUGUUCCAGGUGUGGCCAUGAUCCUGUUCUCUCUCUCUCUCUCUCUCUCUCUCUCUCUCUCUCUCUCUCAAUUUUAAUUAGUUUUUUAACAUAUCAUUUUCAACAGUAAUUAAACAUACUUUUACAUCUUAUUCAAUUUUUUUACUUCCAUCAGUCCUGUCUGAAAAUUUUCCAAUCUAAUCUCUUAGUAUGCAUUUCUUAUUUUCCCUAUUACAUUUCAAACUCAUAACCAAUAUCUCUAUCUUUUUCUACUUUGUAACACUUUGUAUAUUUCUCCUUACAAAACUUCUUGUAAUCCUACUAGCGCAAUUUGUUAAUUACAGUUGCUCUUCAAAUAAUUCAUAUACUUCUUCCAAUCUUCUGUAAAUCUCUAGUCCCGCAGGUUUCGAAUCCUUCUUGUCAUUUUGUCCAAUUCUGCAUAGUCCAUUAAUUUCGUCUGCCAUUCUUUUUUCGCCGGAAUUUCUUCUUGCUUCCAUUUCUGGGCUAACAAUACUCUUGCCGCUGUUGUUGCAUAUAAGAACAGUUUGACAUCUUGUCUAUUAAUGUCUUGGCCUAUAAUACCAAGUAAAAGUGCUUCUGGUGGCCACGAUCCUGUUCUUGAAUGGUUGAAUGUGAAAUGAUGAUUCACAAGCACUAUUAUUGUUUUGUUGUUGUUUUAUUUAUCAUUAUAAACUCAACAAUGACGCCGUUCAAUGACCUCAACUCGGCGUCGUGCAACAAGGGUGGGGAACCUGAGGACCAUGUUCCAUUCUGGAUAACCUUCUAAGGGCCACAUGUCAGUGGUUGGGUGGGGCCAGAGGCCAAUUUUGGCAGAGCAGCAAAUGAAAAUUGUUUCCUCUGUACCGUAGGCUGGCUUUUACACAUAUUUGAACGCAUCCCUCUAUCCUCCAUCCAGCCAAGUGGUAUUAUCAGAUGGGGGUGGCGCUGUGGUCCAAACCACUGAGACUCUUGGGCUUGCUGAUCAGAAGGUUGGCAGUUCAAAUCCCUGCGACGGUGUGAGCUCCCUUUGCUCUGUUCCUGCUCCUGCCAACCCAGCAGUUCGAAAGCAAACCAGUUCAAGUAGAUAAGUAGGUAAUGCUGCAGCAAGAAGGUAAACAGCGUUUCUGGCUUCCGUCACAAUGUUCAGUUGUGCCGGAAAUGGUUUAGUCUUGCUGGCCACAUGACAUAGGAAGCUGUCUGUGGACAAACACCGGCUCCCUCAGCUUGAAAGCAAGAUGAGCGCCGCAACCCCAUAGUCGCCUUUGACUGGACUUAACUGUCCAGGGGCCCUUUACCUUUUACCUAUUAUCAAGAGUUCAAGGACACCUUCCAGCUAGGUAAAAACAUUUGCUGUGCAAAUACAGGGCAAGUGAGGUUUUUUGACCUGGGGAGAGUUUCAAGAGCUAGACAGAGAGGCUGGAGGGCCCCAGGUCUGACCCCAUAACUGCAUCUUUACAGUAUAAUAAGGAAAGAUAGAUAGAUGUAUUUAAAACAUUUGCACCCCGCCUUUCUGCUACCAACCCAGCAAAGUGGCUCACAAAAUGGGAAUAAGGUCAUUAGCAAUAUUGCUUCCUCUUCCUCUUCUCCUUUCUGCCUCCCUUUGCAGGCAGGGUCUAACGAGGAUGAUUUUUUUGACGGCGCUUGGUGUGCAGAAGACGACAGCCGCGUACAGUGGAUUCAGGUGGACACCAGAAGAACCACCAAGUUCACAGGAGUCAUAACCCAGGGCCGUGAUUCUCUCAUCCAGUACGUACGGGUAGGGAAGGGGGAGAAUUUCGAUUCAGAUUAAAGGCGAACCAGCCGAAUUUGCACAUUCCUAAAUUGCAUGCGAACUGAAAUGCUGCCAGCCUUUGAAAGCCGCACUUCUCCAAAUGUUGUAGUGCGGUUCUCCGGCCAAGUGUGCAUAAAAUGCAGGCAUUGGUGAAAACUGCAUUCGGAAAUGCACUUUGUUGGGGGAAAUAUACUUUUGCAAAAGUGGGGAUGUUCAGCAAAAUUCCAUUAAAAUAUGUAUUUUAGAAUAAAUUCUUACCCAAAUGCUGCUGAAUUCUCAUGAGAACAUUUUAAAAAGAACCGUAACCGAGUGAUGUGGAAAUAUGGGGAACUGAACUUAAGAUAGGCAGCAUGAGAAACAGAGGCCACACACCUACUUGUUGUUGUUGUUUAGUCGUUUAGUCGUGUCCGACUCUUUGUGACCCCAUGGACCAGAGCACGCCAGGCACUCCUGUCUUCCACUGCCUCCCGCAGUUUGGUCAGACUCAUGUUUGUAGCUUCGAGAACACCAUCCAACCAUCUCGUCCUCUGUCAUCCCCUUCUCCUGGUGCCCCCCAUCUUUCCCAACAUCAGGGUCUUUUCCAGGGAGUCUUCUCUUCUCAUGAGGUGACCAAAGUAUUGGAGCCUCAGCUUCACGAUCUGUCCUUCCAGUGAGCACUCAGGGCUGAUUUCCUUUAGAAUGGAUGCGUUUGAUCUUCUUGCAGUCCAUGGGACUCUCAAGAGUCUCCUCCAGCACCACAAUUCAAAAGCAUCAAUUCUUUGGCGAUCAGCCUUCUUUAUGGUCCAGCUCUCACUUCCAUACAUCACUACUGGGAAAACCAUAGCUUUAACUAUACAGACCUUUGUUGGCAAGGUGAUGAAUCCUGGGAAUUGUAGUUUACCCCCCGAGCAACAGUUUCCAGCACCCUUCACAAACUACAGUUUCCAGGAUUCUUUAGAUUCCAUGUGCUUUAGAUGCAUGCUGUAGGUGUCAGAUGAGGAAAACCCAUCCCUAUGUGUUGGGCAGACCAAAGGAUCAGCAUCCAGCUUUUUUUAACCACAUAUUUUUUUUUAGGGUUGAGGGUCCUAGUGCAAAUCAAUAGGUACAAAUGGAAGAAGGGAAGACUGUGUUUAUUCUGCACUAGGAUCCCCACCCCUCAAAAAAAUCUGUGGUUGAAAAACUGGAUGCUGAGAGUUACGCAUUAUGAAGCAGUCAUUUUGCAUAGUUUAGCAGACUUCUUACUUUCUUACCCACGUGCUUCCUUCAUUAGGAUAAGAAUUGUGCUUUUUUUAGCCCCCUGCGUGAUUAUAAAAAUAAGGAAUGGUCAAAUAGAACAAGAUAGGGAGUUAUACCAGCGACUGACUGAUAGAGAGAGGAGAUUGUUAAUAUCAGGAUUGGAAAAUUGUGAAGUAAUAGAGAAGAUAGCAAAAUGAUAAAGGAUGGAUAUUGGGCUUUUGAAAUCCAGAACACAGGAAGUCCCAUUGAAAUUAAUUAAUUUGGACGAUAUAAUUGGCUAUAUAUAUAUAUAUAUAUAUAUAUAUAUAUAUAUAAAAUGUGGAAAGAUUUGGUUAGAUUUGUUACGAAUAUGAAUGUUUUUUUAAUUGGAAAAUGAAUAAAAAUUUUUUGCAAAAACAAAAGGAUAAGAAUUGUGCUUUUAAAAAAAUCUUUAAAAAACCUUUAAAAAAGGAAAUUUGAAUGCUGAACCUAGAAGGCCGCUUAGCUACCACUUUCCUUCAUUUUUUGUCCUUUUUCUUCAACAGCGAUGACUUUGUCACCACCUUCCACGUGGGCUUCAGCAAUGACAGCAUGAACUGGCUCAUAUACAGCAACGGAUACGAGGAAAUGGUACUUGGCCCGUUGGAAAAAUCCCCUCAGUGCUUUAACAGCAUUUUGUCUGUUGAGACUUCCCUCUGGGGUAUUGUGAGCGGCCCAUAA